Molecule: messenger RNA, 1269 nt
Organism: Tripterygium wilfordii
Lineage: Eukaryota; Viridiplantae; Streptophyta; Magnoliopsida; Celastrales; Celastraceae
Exons: 3
Coding region: 1-1269 (422 amino acids)
Molecular function (GO): nucleic acid binding; zinc ion binding
Source: RefSeq, a predicted model, not a curated record
AUGAUAGAGGAUGGGUUUGAUCCCUCCUCACUUUCUGAAAAUCCUUCUGUCCAAGCCAUAAAGGAUUUCAAUGAAAGGCAGCAGAAAAAUUUCAAAGCUUUAACCUUUUUAUAUUCUGCAAUUGAUGAUUCUAUUUUUCCAAGGGUUGUGGGCAUUAAAACUGUCAAGGCAGCUUGGAGCAAGCUGCAGGAGGAAUUUCAAGGAAGUGAAAGGGUUAGACAACAAAGAUUGUCGACUCUUAAAAGAGAAUUUGAACUGUUGAAGAUGAAAGAUUCUGAGACAGUGAGAGAGUAUUCAGCAAAACUUAUGGAGAUUGUUAAUCAAAUGAAGCUAUAUGGGGAGCAAGUUACUGAUUAUAAAGUAGUUGAGAAGAUUCUCAUCAGCCUACCUGACAGAUUUGAAGCCAAAAUUUCAGCUAUUGAAGAGUCUUGCAAUCUGAAGGAGCUUUCCAUUACUGAGCUUUGUACUAAGCUGCAAGCUCAAGAGUUGAGAUUCACUAGGAAGUCAAAAGAGGUGACUGAAGGUGCUUUUCAAAUGAAACAAAAAGGGAAGCAGCCAGGUGGUUUUAAAGAUGGGAAGAAAAAAUUUCAAGACAAAGGUGGUGGAAAGGGUAAAUCAGUAGAAAAUUCAAGUGCUGGAGACCAGUCCAAGAAGGAACAAGUAAAAUUUCCACCAUGUCCUCACUGCAACAGAACCAAUCAUCCUGAAAGGUACUGUUGGCAGAAAUAUGGGAAGCCUCAGUGCAGGUUUUGUAAGAAAUUUGGACACAUUGAAAAGAAUUGUAAAGUUAAGCAGAAUCAAGGUAACUCUGGAAGUUCAGCCUCUUAUGAAGCUAAUUAUUCUGGUGAUAAACAAACAGCUCAAGAUCACCUGUUUAUGGCAAUUGGAAGUUCUAGGACUCUUGAUGAUGGCAUUUGGCUCAUUGACAGUGGUUGUACUAGUCAUAUGGCCAAGGAUGCUUCUUUGUUUUCAAGCUUGGAUAGAUCUAUCAGAACUAAGGUGACUAUGGGCAAUGGAAAUGUUGUGCAGGUUGAAGGUAGGGGUUCUGUGGCUAUUAGCACGAAGCAAGGGUUGAUUGCUGCUGUAUUAUUAUUUCUCCUACUGGCAGAUGAUUCUAGACUUUGGCAUAGCAGAUAUGGACAUUACAAUUUAAGGUCUCUGAAGUUUGCUUGUGAUCACAAUCUAAUUAGAGAUUUGAUAGUAUCUGGAGUCACAGAUGAAGUUGCACAGGACCUCUUUUCCAGCAAAUUCUUCUUGGAGAGCUACUGA